This is a messenger RNA of Chaetomium fimeti, 1294 nucleotides long. RefSeq names its product MAGE family-domain-containing protein. Gene Ontology annotation, biological process: DNA repair. Gene Ontology annotation, cellular component: nucleus. The coding region runs from base 212 to 1216 and encodes 334 amino acids. The transcript is spliced from 4 exons. Lineage: Eukaryota; Fungi; Ascomycota; Sordariomycetes; Sordariales; Chaetomiaceae. The record is from RefSeq and is a predicted model, not a curated record.
CAUGAAGACGCGCGACUUGACAGGGGAUCGACGCGCGCUUGCCACACCCCGCAUCGCCAAUUCACGCCAACUUUUUUAAUCGGAGCAUUUGAUACAACGAACUCGGGUUCUUGAUCUCUCUCCUCUGUUCUACUAACUUACUCGUAUCCCAUAAACGGAAAUUCCUUCCCGCGACACUCGAUUGGAGCUGCUACGCAAGAUCCUCCCCGCCAUGUCCAUGCAACAGCGGCGACGACGCCUGGCCGUCCCAGAGGACGAGGACGAGGAUAUGCAGCAUGAGAAUUCCCAUGGGCCAGGCGAUGUCGACGGCGAUGGCGACGAACGGAUGGUGGAAGGGGGACAACGAGACGAAACCAGCCAGCUAAUCAAGAGCCUUGUACGCUAUGCCCUUGCCUGCGAGUACUCGCGAACGCCGAUCCGGAGAGACGGUAUCAGGGACAAGGUACUUGGUCCCAAUAGCCGAGAGUUCAGGAAGGUGUUUGCUGGAGCGCAAAAACAAUUACAGGCGACAUUUGGCAUGGAGAUGGUGGAACUGCCGACGAAAGACAGGAGUCUCCUGACGACAGAACAGAAGAGGAAAGCUGCCAAAACCCAGAGUCAAAAAGAACCCAGCUCGAAUGCAUACGUUCUCGUUUCCACGCUCCCCGAAGCUUUCACAACGCCCGCUAUUAUACCCCCGUCCAAGGUCGAGUCCGCUGAGGGCGAGGCUUCUUACAUCGCUCUCUACACCACCAUCAUCGCCAUAAUCACGCUCAGCGGCGGAGAGCUCAGCGACCCGCGCCUUCGAAGACACCUGUCGCGGCUCAACGCGCUCGAGAACAUGCCGAGCAUGAACCCGCAUAAUGAGACAUCGCCAAGCGAGAAGACGGAUACGGUCCUCCAGCGGAUGAUCAAACAAGGGUACUUGGUGCGAGUAACCGAGUCCAGGUCAAUGGGCGAUGACGACGGCACGACAUGGCACGUUGGGCCGCGCGGCAAGGUCGAGGUUGGCAAGGACGCGAUCGCAGCGUUCGUCAGGACCAUCUACGGCGGAUCCAACGAAGAGCUUGAAAGUAAGUUGCAGGUUAGCUUGAAGACUAAGGGCAGGGAACCGGGCGUGCCUGAGACUAUGGAGGAGGAAGCGGAGGCGGCGCCGCCGGACGGCGAACCCGGGCCGAGUACUCGACGCAGGGGAAGGAGACGGCAGACCGAGGCUGAAGAUGAAGACAGCGAGUGAUUCACCACGCACUGGGCUGGGAGAGCCGCUGGAGUCAGGGUAUCAUUGUGUAUUAAUCGGUCGCACUAUGGAGUUGGG